This is a messenger RNA of Thalassophryne amazonica, 1177 nucleotides long. It is a transcript of the gene dnajc17, whose product is annotated as DnaJ (Hsp40) homolog, subfamily C, member 17. Gene Ontology annotation, biological process: spliceosomal complex disassembly. The transcript has 11 exons. The record is from RefSeq and is a predicted model, not a curated record. Bases 114 to 1049 code for a protein of 311 amino acids. Lineage: Eukaryota; Metazoa; Chordata; Actinopteri; Batrachoidiformes; Batrachoididae. Gene Ontology annotation, molecular function: RNA binding. Gene Ontology annotation, cellular component: spliceosomal complex.
GCUGUUGUACUCCGAGUUGUCACAAUCCGACAGCUUUUUAGCUGAACGUUAGCAUCACGGUUGCAGUUGUUAUUUUUGUGUCAUUUUCACGGUUCGGUUCGAUUCGAUUCGAUAUGUCCAACAAGACGAAGGAGCUCCUGCAGAUGGACCUGUACGGGUUACUCGGUGUAGAAAACACCGCAACCGUCAAAGAGAUCAAGAAAGCUUAUCGACAGAAAGCUUUGAAAUGCCAUCCAGACAAGAACCCAGACAACCCAACAGCAGCGGAGCUCUUCCACCAGUUGUCUCAGGCUCUGGAGGUGCUCACCGAUGCUGCUGCCAGGGCUGCGUUUAAUAAAAUCUGUGCUGCCAAGAAACAAGCAGAGGAAAGAAACAGGAAACUAGACAACAAGAGGAAGAGAAUUAAACAAGACUUGGAGGCCAGAGAGCAAGAAGCAGAGGCCCAGAAUCAAGAGGAGGUGCAAAUCACUAGAACACUUGAAGAAGAGAUUUCCCGUCUGAGGGAGGAAGGAUCCAGACUGCUCGAGGAAGAACAGAGACUCAUCAGAGAGCAAAUUCAGAAAGAACAAGAAGCUCUGCAGCAAAACAAAAACAAAACAGGAUUGGAGAGAUGUUCCAGGAGCAGCAUGACCCCCAAGUUGAAAGUGAGGUGGAAAUGUAAAAAAGAUGACGAAACAAACGGCGGUUACUCUCGAGACCUUCUUUUCAAACUUUUUCAUAAGUAUGGGGAUGUUUUGAAUGUGGUUGUACUGAGUACGAAGAAAGGAAGUGCACUGGUUGAAUUUGCAACUGUGAGAGCAGCUGAGCUGGCUGUUAAGCAUGAACAUGGCCUGAGUGAAAACCCCUUGAAGAUUUUGUGGAUUGAAGGACAACCAGAGGUUGUUGUUCCAGUGUCUCAGCCCGGACACUGCAUGUCUUCACAGAGUUCAUUACGAAAUGAGCGUGACUACGAGAGUGUGGUGAUGAUGCGGAUGAGGCAGGCUGCAGAGCGACAGAAACUCAUCGAAGAAAUGCAGAGAGAAGACGAGCAGGACGCGGCCAGGUCUUAGCGCUGAGGGACCUGUCCUGGUCCCUGCAGUUCAGGCUUUAAUUUAAUAAAACCUCUAAUGUCUUUACUUCUAUGUAAUUUAUUGUGUGGCAGAAUAUUUUUUUAAUAAAAUACAGAGCUAUUUAGAUG